CAUCUCUAUUUGUAUUCAACAUUUAUUAUCAACUUAACCCCAAUUCACAAAUAAUCUCUCCUUUUCACAAAAAUUUAGUCUUUUCGAUUUCAAUCAAGAAAAUUCAUCUUUUCAAUCGCGAAAAUAUAUCCCAUUUUCUUCUCCAAUUCACCCGGCAAGCAUUACGAAAAUUCUAUCCUCUCCGAUCAAUAAGACAUGGCCGGAAUUUCAGCCGUAAUAAUCGUCAUUUCCAUUUUCUUGAUGGUGUUGGUGGUGGCAGAUGACAUGUCGUCGUCAUCGUUGUCAUCGUCGUCGUCGUCGGUGAUACGUUUACCGUCGAAAGUAACCGCAGAAGGGAAGAACGUGUGCGCUGGUGCGGUGGCGUCGUCAUGGUGCCCUGUGAAGUGUUUCCGGACGGACCCUGUUUGUGGGGUCGACGGCGUGACGUAUUGGUGUGGUUGUGCAGAAGCGGCGUGUGCCGGUGUAAAAGUUGGGAAAAUGGGGUUUUGUGAAGUGGGAAGUGGCGGUUCGGCUCCUCUCUCUGCUCAAGCGUUUCUUCUCUUACAUAUUGUAUGGCUUAUAGUUCUUGCGUUUUCAGUUUUCUUUGGUCUUUUUUAAUUUUUUAGUACUAUCUAUGAGGAUCUCUUGUCUUCUUGUAGAAUACUAGAUUAGAAUAUGAUUAUAACUCAGUGAAAUAGUGAAUUGUUAAUGCUAAUGUAGUCUAUGAGUUUGUCAACUUCAAUUUUGCAUCAACUCUUUGAAGAACUUUCCGACAUGUUUUUCAGUCGGAUGAUCAAUAGAGUCCGACGAAAAAAUCAUUUUUACCAGAAAUUGAACUCGAAUUAUGUCGAACCAA
Molecule: messenger RNA, 835 nt
Organism: Medicago truncatula (barrel medic)
Lineage: Eukaryota; Viridiplantae; Streptophyta; Magnoliopsida; Fabales; Fabaceae
Exons: 1
Coding region: 196-597 (133 amino acids)
Source: RefSeq, a predicted model, not a curated record